AUGUUUUUGAAGAGGUCAAGAGAAGAGAGGUUUAGAAGAGAUGGAGGGAGUUUUGUUCCAAAGACGGGGGGCAAGAGAUUGAAAGGAGUUGAAAUCGGCUAUUUUUCUGGAUUUUGGAAUGACAUAGGAAGGAGCAGCUGCAUAACGCUGAGAUACCUGGCGGACAUCCUGUCCCCUCUCACUAACUGCUCAGAACACACGGUUUCCAACUCCAGUGAAUUCGCUGAAUUCACAUCGGAGCAGACAGUUAACGAACAGGAAUCCAUGAUCUCUUUUGAUGUAGUCUCCCUCUUCACUAACGUACCGAUAGAGGGCGCAUGCAGUACGACCCUGCAACGCAUGCAAUCCGAUCCCACAUUAUCAGAACGUACCACACUUAUGCCCGAACAAAUAGCCGAACUCCUGGAGUUCGUCCUCAGGUCCACAUAUUUUCUGUACAGAGGCUCUUUCUAUGAGCAAACAGAAGGAGCAGCAAUGGGUAGCCCAGUCUCAGCGGUUGUGGCUAACCUAUAUAUGGAAGGUUUUGAACAGAACGCUUUGCCCAAGUGUCCUUCCACAUGCCACCCUCGGGUGUGGAAGAGAUACGUCGAUGACACUUUCAUAAUCGUAAAUAGAUCCGAAACAGACAGCCUACUCUCAUACAUGAAUAGCCAGCAACCGUCCAUCCAGUUCACUCUGGAGACUGAGCAAGGAGGGAAAUUAGCAUUCCUUGACACACUAGUCCAAAGACACGAGGGCGGGAAACUCUCCACCUCUGUCUACCGCAAGCCCACUCAUACAUACCAAUACAUACCAUAUGAUUCUCAUCACGACAAAUCGGUCAAGAAGGGUCUUGUUAAAUGCCUGUUCGACAGAGCAGCACGUAUCAUAACUCACCCACCUGAACUCCCGAAAGAAAGAGCACACAUACGUGGCGCCUUGUACAGCAACGGCUACCCACGCCGUUUUAUCAAGAACACUUUCAAGAAAAAACAACCACCAAGGGAUCAGAAGGUUUUCAAGACUUGCACAGUCUUGCCAUACAUAGAUGGCCUCUCACAACAACUUAAACGCCGAUUAGAAGGUCACGGUAUCCGAACGGUUUUCCGCUCGGACACCACCUUACACAAACAGCUUGUACACCCCAAAGACCCUAUUCCUGAUCACAGACGUGAUGGCGUAGUAUACAACAUUCCAUGCCAGGGAUGUGACGGGUCUUACAUCGGAGAAACAGCCCGACCGAUAGUUGAACGCAUUUCUGAACACAAGCGCGAUGUUCGGUUACAGCGAACCGACACAUCCGCGGUGGCAGAACAUGCUUGGGAGAAGCAACACCACCCAGAUUGGGAGGGUUUUGGGUUUCGCGAAAAGCACAACAUCACUCAUGCCCUGAUGAUUUUCGUCAACAAAGUAGUCAAUUGA
Molecule: messenger RNA, 1401 nt
Organism: Lytechinus pictus (painted urchin)
Lineage: Eukaryota; Metazoa; Echinodermata; Echinoidea; Temnopleuroida; Toxopneustidae
Exons: 3
Coding region: 1-1401 (466 amino acids)
Source: RefSeq, a predicted model, not a curated record